This is a messenger RNA of Labrus bergylta (ballan wrasse), 5178 nucleotides long. RefSeq names its product zinc finger protein 84-like. NCBI's taxonomy places the organism in Eukaryota, Metazoa, Chordata, Actinopteri, Labriformes, Labridae. The record is from RefSeq and is a predicted model, not a curated record.
GGCCUCCCUCGGCUCUGCCAGCGUUAGCUUGUGUGGCUGUGCUAAAUGUGCAGGUGAUCGGGGUAAUGUUAGAAACGACGUCUGGUGAAGAGUGUUUCGUGGAGUUUUCCUUCUUGGACACCUGGAUGUGACUAAGAUGUCCGGGUUUCAGGAUGUUACAGAUUCAUCAGGACGGCGGCUGAGAGACCUGUCAGGACAAACAUCAACAUGUGGAUACGAAGAGGAGAUCCACCGACAAAGACAACUGCUGGAUGUGAUGUCAACACCUGAAAUCAAGCUGCAGAGAAUAGAUGCCCAGCAGCUAUUGGUUAGUAAAGAAGAGCUUCCCCCUGAGCAGCCAGAGUGGAACCCCAGUCUGGACCAGGAGGACACUAAGCCCCCACAAAUUAAAGAGGAACAGGAGGAACUGUGGAGCAGUCAAGAGGAAGAGCAGCUUCAAAGACUGGAGGAGGUUGAUACCACUGAUUUCCCCUUUAACCUUGUCAUUGUUAAGAGUGAAGAUGAUGAAGAGAAACCUCAGUCCUCACAGCUUCACCAGAGACAAACUGAACAGAUGGAAACAGGAGCUGAUGGAGAGGACUGUGGAGGAGCAGAACCAGAUAUGUACUCGGAUGCAGAAAGACAUUUACCCCCAGAGACUGAGGUCGAGACUGAAGUCUCUUCUGAACCUGAGACUGAUGACAGUUGUGAUUGGAAGGAGACCAGAGAACAUCAGUCAGGUCUAAACUCAAUGGAAACCAUUAAGAAAAAGAGACCAAAGACUGAUAAAAAAUCACAUAGCUACUCUGAGCACGGUAAAACAUUAAAAAAUAUAAAGUGUCUUACCGGACACACAGGAAUUUACACGGGAGAGAAACCAUUCAGCUGCUCCGAUUGUGGUAAAAUGUUUAAUCAGAAAUGGAAUCUGACCCAACACAUGUUUGUACACACAGGAGAGAAACCCUUCAGCUGCUCUGUUUGUCGUAAAAAAUUUAACCAAAAGUCUAAUUUGACACAUCACAUGGCACGUCACUCUGAGAAGAAACUGUACAGCUGCAGUGUUUGUGAAAGAGGAUUCUGUUGGCCCUAUGAGUUGAAAAGACACAAGUGUGUUGGAAGUCAGGCAUCAGUGUUUCAUCAAAACAAAACUGAUGAGAAAAGAGAUGAAGAAACAGGAGCUGAUGGAGAGGACUGUGGAAGAUCAGAACAAGCCCCGGACUCAGAUAAUCCAGAGAGACAUUUACAACCAGAGACUGAGGUCAAGACUGAUGAUUCUUCUGAAGCUGAGACUGAAGACGAUGUUGAUGAUUGGAAGACUAGAGAAAAAAACUUGGGUAUAGGUGGUGUAAAAAUCAUUACAAAUAAGAGACUCAAGAUUGAUAAGAAAUCAAAUAGCUGCGCUGACUGUGGGAAAACAUUAAAAAAUAUACAUGAUCUUGCCCAACACAUGAUAAUCCAUAAAGAACAGAAACUAUUGGGCUGCUCUGUUUGUAGUAAAAAAUUUCACCGAAGAUGGCAACUGACUGAACACAUGUUGGUUCACACAAAAGAGAAACCUUUCAGCUGCUCUGUUUGCAGUAGAAGAUUUAACCAUAAGUCAACUCUGAAACUUCACAUGGCACGUCACACAGGAGUGAAACCAAUCAGCUGCAGUUUUUGCGACCAAAGAUUCUUUUGGCCCUCUCAGUUAAAAAAACACAAUUGUGUUGGGGGCGAAAAUUGGAAGGCAACCAGGGAACAUCAAUCAAGUUUAAACUCUGAAAAAACCAUAAAGGAUCAUAGAUCAAGGAGUGAUCAGAAAUCCCAUGACUGUUCUGAGUGUACUAAGACAUUCAGAAAAAGAUGUGAUCUGACUAGACACAUGAGAAUUCACAGAGGAGAGAAACCCUUCAGUUGCUCUGAUUGUGGUAGAAAAUUUAACCAAAAAGGAAAUCUAACCACUCAUAUGCAACUUCACACAGGAGAGAAACCUUUCAGCUGCUCUUUUUGCAGUAAAAGAUUCAACCAAAAAGAAAGCCUGCUCAGACAUAUGUUAGUUCACACAGGGGAGAAACCGUUCAGCUGCUCUGAUUGUGGUGAAAGUUUUCGCCUUAAAGUAAGUCUGGCCCAACACAUGUUUGUUCACACGGGAGAGAAACCCUUCUGCUGCUCUGAAUGCGGUAAAGGAUUUAUGCGAAAGUCUAAUCUGACAAUUCACAUGGCACAGCACACAGGCGAGAAACCCUUCUGCUGCUCUGAGUGUGGUAAGAGAUUUAAACAUAAAACUAGUCAAAAGAUUCACAUGGCACAUCACAGAGGAGAGAAACCCUUUGGCUGCUCUGUUUGUGACGAAAGAUUCUCUUGGCCCAAACAGUUAAAAAGACACAAAUGUAUUGGAGGUCAGGUUUCACAGCUUCGUUCAGACCAAACUGAGGGGAUAGAAAGGGAAGAAACAGGAGCUGAUGGAGAGGACUGUGGAAUAGCAGAACCAGCCGGGAGCACAGUUCCAGAGAAACAUUUACAAACAGUGAUUCAGGUCAAGAUUGAAGACUCUUAUGAACCUGAGACUCAAGACAGAGACGAGUAUUGGACGGAGAGCACAGAACAUCUGUCAGGUUUAUUCCCUGUGGAAAACUUAGAUAAGGAACCAGAGAGUGAUAAGAAAUCACAUUGCUGCUCUGUGUGUGGUAAAGCAUUUAAACAGAAAAAUAAUCUUACCAGACACCUUAGAAUUCACACAGGGGAUAGACCAUUCAGCUGCUCAGUUUGCAACAAAAGAUUUUAUCACAAACAGCAUGUGACGACACACAUGUUCAUCCACACCGGAGAGAAACCCUUCAGCUGCUCUCUUUGCACUGAAAGAUUUUCCCGAAAAGAUAGUUUAUCUGCACAUAUGUUUGUCCACUCAGGAGAGAAACCCUUUAGCUGCUCUGUUUGCAGUAAAGGUUUUAACCGAAAGUUUAGUCUAAAAAUUCACAUGGCAUGUCACAGAGAGGAGGAACACUUCAGCUGCUCUUGGUGUGGCACAAGAUUCAACGAUAAAGUAAGUCUGACUAAGCAUAUGUUAAUUCACACUGGAGAGAAACCCGUCAGCCUCUCUGACUGUGGUAACUCAGAUACAGAGACACAUUUACAACAAGAGAUUGAGGUCAAGACUGAAGACUCUUUUGAAAUAGACUGAAGACAGUGAUGAUGAUUGGAAGGUGAUGUUCAAACUCUUAGAAAUGAUGAAGUCCUUUUCAGGGAUUGUGAGAAGUCUGAGGACAUUUGUGGUUAGUGUGGUCAUCAAAAAACAUUACAAUUGACAAUGGACUUUACCAGACAAGGUUUGCAACAGCAGAGACUUAGAGUAUCUACAGCAUCUUUCUCUCUUUGCUAACAACAGGGCUUUCAGCUCAUACAUUUACAGGCAGUAUAACUCUGUUCUUCUUACCUAAGAAGGCAAGCAAGACAACUUUUACAUCAGGAGGACUGAUGCACGUGAGUCUGAUCUGCCUGUGUUUGGACAUUAAGAAAUACUCAUCAAUAUGUUUUGAAAUGUAAUCACACACACAUGGACAUUAUAGUAAUGACAGUAAACAGAAGAAACUGUAGGCGGGCGCUGAACAUACUGUAACACUUUCAUUGAAAGUCUUUAUUGCUUAGAGAAAUAAAUAUCACUGCAUGAGACACAACAAGAGCUUUUCACUCAUUUUGAACAUCAACGUUGAAACCCGGAGGUUUAGACAAAGAAAAUCAAUUUUCUGAGCCAGAAAUGGAGGAGCUUGUGAAUGAAGUGAAGGUUAGAAAGCAUUUAUAGGUUGUUUGCUGCAGCAGGAGGAUCACAAUCUUAAGAAAAAUCUGAGAAUGACACCACGUCGCUGCUGCGUUCACGCUGUCCUCCUACAGCGCCAAAACAUCCACCGUUCAUCAUUAUGCCCGAUCUGCAAUAUUUAUAUUAACGAGACCCACACUGAUUUCUUCAUAAAUUGUCAGAGGUCAUGUCAGUCAGCAGUCUCCCUCACUCAUAAUAUUAUUAAUCAAAAGUUUGAUCAACGAACAAAAACUUCUAGUUCUUGGCCACAUUUUUUCGUGGGAAACUCCGUCUGCUCUGUGACUAAUUAUGAGGAUAGACCUAAUGAUCCUGUCAGAGAUGCUCCGACUUAAUGUCCAUGUGAUGAAGAUGUGCUGAGUAACGAGAAGGUGAAAUGUGUGAAGCCACUCUCUGUGCGCUAUAUGCGUCUUGCAGCUCUUUAUUAAAACUAAAAACCACACUUGAUGAUAAAUGCACGAUAUUCAAAGAUAUUAAUGAAAACUGGUGGCGGCGGCGCUAUCGUUUUUGUACUAGUUUAAUUCUGAUUUCUACAUCAGUGAUUACAUUAAAGUCCGGUCCCCUGAGGUCCGUCCAGGAUGAGGAAGGCAAGACAGCGCUGAUGAAACGUGUAUGUGGCGGACUUUUAUGUAUUUAUUUGUUUACUUUUAUAUCUUGUCAUAUUGAAGUUAACAUACUUGAACUUAUUGAAAACGGCUCACUACAUGCGCGCGUAUAAAACAACGUCCGGUUUGAAUGAUUAUAUUAUGACGUGGAUCUGUCAGUGAAGUCUGAUAUUUAGUGAAAUAAAAUGUGUAAAAGGCAUCAAUAUAGGUUACAUUCUGCAGGUACUCAACGGUUCUAAAUGAGACCCCUGGGCUAGACUGGAUCGCAGCUGUGAGUCUCAAUCUUUCUAGUGGACUAGAUAGUUACUGUAAGUCCUGGUACAUUUAAUACAGUCUGUAAAUCUCAGCUGUGGAGAAUUGUCUCUCCAUGGGAAACUUUAAUAAAAAAGUUUAGGCUAAGUGUUUCAAUGUGUGAGCUCAGUAAAGAUAAAGUUAUAGUCAGUUUUUAUAGCAUGUGAACACAUAAUAUUAAUAAUACUAACUUUAUUUGUAUAGCACAAAACAAGGGUAUACUAAGUGCUUUGACAUGAACAAAGCAUAAGAACCCAAACAACAACAAAACACAACAACAACAAAGGAACCCUCGAGACACUCAACCAACAAGAAAAACCGGACCAACACCAGAACCCCAAACAUCAUCAGAAUAACGGCAACAUAAUAACUCACAGUAACUCAGGCAACUUAGAGUGAGACCAAGAGGACCGAGGAUGUAAGGCGAGAUUGAAACAUUGAUAAUAAACAUUGUACUUGUAUAAUCUGUCUGUAAAACUAAUUAUUGAAUAAAAAUAGUUCCUGAGAACUCCA